AUUUGAGGAUGCUCUUCGUUGCUUUGUCUAUCGCGGCCUCUCUGGUCCCACUCGCAAGAUCCUAUCAACUCGCCAGCGGUGCGGCAGCCCUUCCGCCAGUCAAGUCAAAUGUGAAGCUGUUCCAGUGCUCAGAUGGGAGGAACAUCGGUAGGGCAGAUCUGCAAAGCAAUGCAAAGAUGAGAAGCGAUGCCGAUGCUCAUGCGAAAUGCUUUGUUUGGUUGUGCGUGUUUAGGCUACGCCGAGUACGGCAGCCCUGCGGGCCAACCAGUGGUGGCUUUUCAUGGCCUCCUCACCUCCCACAUAUGGGCGGAAUUCCUCGACCAAGAGGCCAGAAACGUAACACACAAAGACAGAAAGAACAUACCAGAUGCAAUCGAUGGAUGUUUCUUCCUCGUUUGUCUGUGUGUCAUGGACGGCAUGCCCGCAACGGUGCAGGCCGACCCGCCGCUUCGCAUCAUCUCGGUGGACAUGCCUGGUGCGGGUGAUUCCUCGCCGUCGCCCGACUUCACCCUCGAUGAGCUCGCCAAGGACACCAUAGCCCUCCUCGACUCGCUCAACAUCGAUACGUUCGUCGCACUCGGCCUCUCGGCUGGCGGCAGUCCGGCGCUCACCCUGGCGGCCCUCUACCCCGACCGCACCAUCGGUGCCGUGCUGGCCGCCCCGUCGACGCCCAUCCGGUCUGUCCGCGGCUUUGGCCUGCUGCCCACCAUCCUGCUGCAGUUCGACCGGUUCCUUAGCAAAGCGGCCGACACAUUCAGCCGCAACGCCGACCAGGUGCGCGAGGGCAACGUCGAGGAGCUGCUGGGCGGCGCCCCAAAGGGCGGGAGGGGCGGCGACGCCAAAGAGGAGACGCCGGCCCUUGUCAAAGUGAGAGGCGACCCGGCUCUCAAGGCCCUGUUCGUUGACGACAUCUGCUACUCGUUCAAGCAGAGAAGGGCCUUCGCCAUGGCGGGCCUCAAGUACCUGAGAGGGAGGUUUCCCUUCAAGGUGCGCUGUGUGCGGCGGCCGGUGACCAUCAUCUACGGCACCAACGACACUGUGCAGCCCAUCAAGAUGCACAAGUGGCUGGCAAAGAAGCUGCCCAACUGCAAGCUCAUAGCCAUCGACGACGAGACGCACUUUCUGUAUAUUUCCCGCCCUGACGCCAUCGUGAGGGAGUGCUCUCUGCUGUGGCAGAUGGCCACCGAGAAGAAACAAGAGACGCCGACCCAAGUGGCCUGACUGAUUUGUGUGGAUGGGGGAGGGGGAGGGGCUGUGCGAGUGUGUGUGUAGUAGUUGGGGCGAGAGAGACGGAAAACGCGGCCGCAUUUGUAUGUGAAAGUGUGGGAGAGGUCUGUAGGCUGGUAGGCAGCAGUGGGUAGGGGAUACGCAGACAGAUGUGUUGUGUGUGUGUGUGUGUGUGUGUGUGCGUGUAGAACACACGGAACAUGACCCUUGUGUAUUUCUGCCUGUGUCCGUAACCAUUUGUGUGUGCGUGCAUAAUUCUUAAGUGCGCAUGGUCGAGAGGAUUUCAGUCCCCUUACUACACGUGAGCCUGACUCAGC
Molecule: messenger RNA, 1544 nt
Organism: Vitrella brassicaformis
Lineage: Eukaryota; Vitrellaceae
Source: the annotation of a GenBank genome assembly